AUGGCUCCAACUCCAAGAUUAGUAGCUAUUAGACAUGGUCAAACUGAAUGGUCGAAGAGUGGCCAAUACACAGGUUCAACUGACUUACCGUUAACUGAAGAUGGUGUUGAAGAAAUGAGAACAGCUGGUUUAUCUAUUUUCCAAAAAAAUAAUUUGAUUUCACCAGAACGUGUCACUUAUAUAGUCGUUUCUCCAAGAACAAGAGCUCAACAGACAAUGAAUUUGAUGUUGGAAAGUGUUCCAGAGGAAAGGAAGAAGCACAUUAAAGUUAUUGUCGAUGAAGAUGUUAGAGAAUGGGAAUACGGUGAUUAUGAAGGUAGACUAACUUCUGAAAUUAUUGAAUUGAGAAAAUCUAGAGGUUUAGAUAAAGAAAGACCUUGGUUGAUUUGGAGAGAUGGUUGUGAAAACGGUGAAUCAUCCGAACAAUUUGGAUUCAGAUUAUCUAGAGCCAUUCAGAGAAUUCGUCAAUUGCAUAAGAUCAGUCAUGAAAAAAAUGAGGCUGCUGAUAUUUUAUUAUUUGCACACGGUCACUCCAUUCGUUAUCUAUCCGCACUAUGGUUUGGUCUAGGUGUUGAAAAAGAAUGUUCAGAAGAGCAAAAGAAGGAAGUUGUCCAUCGUUAUGACAACAACGGUGAAUUAAUCCCAGACGUUCAUAUGGAAACUUACUCACAUAUGGUAUCCAAUCCAAACUUCUUAUUAUGUCCAGGUGGCAUGGUAGUCUUGGGCUAUAGUCAUGGUUGUCUAGAUGAACCAGCUUUGGAGUUAUCUGGUGCUUUUAUUCCACAAAAUUCUAUCUGUUUAACAUAA
This is a messenger RNA of Tetrapisispora phaffii CBS 4417, 807 nucleotides long. It is a transcript of the gene SHB17, whose product is annotated as sedoheptulose-bisphosphatase. The transcript has a single exon. Gene Ontology annotation, biological process: ribose phosphate biosynthetic process. NCBI's taxonomy places the organism in Eukaryota, Fungi, Ascomycota, Saccharomycetes, Saccharomycetales, Saccharomycetaceae. The record is from RefSeq and is a predicted model, not a curated record. Bases 1 to 807 code for a protein of 268 amino acids. Gene Ontology annotation, molecular function: sedoheptulose-bisphosphatase activity.